This is a messenger RNA of Drosophila albomicans, 972 nucleotides long. Its product is annotated as myosin-2 heavy chain-like. Bases 1 to 921 code for a protein of 306 amino acids. The transcript has 6 exons. The record is from RefSeq and is a predicted model, not a curated record. Lineage: Eukaryota; Metazoa; Arthropoda; Insecta; Diptera; Drosophilidae.
AUGCAAACGGGACUUCAAUUAUUUGUUGUGUUCCUGUUAUUUCUGCAAAUAUGGACAAAGAACUCAGAAGUUAAUGCAAGUUCGGGAAAUUAUGAGAGAGUGACAUCAAAUGUGGAAGUUCAGACAGCACCCGAAGCAAUCCAAGUGAAUAAUGAUUCUAUCGAAUUUAAAUUAAAGGAAAAAGAUGAUACAAUCGUAAAUCAAGAGGCUCUCUUAAAACAUAAAUCAAUACUCUUGGAUAUUGAAAUAAAUGAAACCAGUAAAGCUAAGCAGGAAGCAUCCGACUUCAAACUCCAAAUUGAAGGCAAAGAACGCGAAAUACAGAAGCUGCAAACAACACUUAAUAAUUAUAAUGCUACAAUAUCAAAGUUGGAGUCAGAAAACAAACAGAUUAAUCAGGAGAGAGAUGAGUUAAUAUCGCAAUCUAAUAGACGAUUCAAUGAAAGUAUUGAUUUGGAAAGUGAACUAUUUCAAACCCUUUUAAAUCCCUCGAGAUUAAGUGAUGAGAACUUCAAGAAAUAUCAACGCGACCAAGAAAGUUUAUUAGAAUCGUGUCAAUUGGAUUUGAAGUCACAACAAAAUGAGAAAAUUAAUAUUCGCCAUAGCCAGAUUGAGUGUGAACAGCAACUUCAAAAUAAACAAUCUUUGAAUACGGAUAUAUCGACUCUGAAGAAGAAACUAGAUGACUGUCAAAAUACUUACAAAUCUAUCAACUCGGACGUAAGCGGAAAUAGAUUUUUCAUAGAUGGCUACACAAUGCGGAUAAAGCGUUGCAAUUCUUCAAUAUAUGAAAUUACUAAUAAAAUUAAUUGCAUGAGGGACGAAAAAUGUAUUCCAACAACUACAGCAACUACAACAACUACUACUACUUUUAUGCCAAUAAUUUUUGGUGAAGAGUUUGAUUAUUAUGAGGAACCCUGACAUUUCUACAUAAAACUAUAUAUCGAAAUAUAUUUAAACAGAAAUAAAUGU